UUCCACACUGUUAUCAAAAUAUGUAUUACAACCAGAAAAUGAGGUGAUUCUCUUCUACGUAGUUUUAUACUAUAAUUUUGUCUAAACAGUUAACUCUUUGAAAGAUUUCAAGGGUAUGCUUUGUAUACUAUAAUUUUUUAAUCAACGGUAUUUGUUAGUGUGUAUCAGCUGUUCACUUCAGUUGGAUAAAUAAUGGAAUUUGCGGUUUGUUUAAACGGAUGGAUAACAAAUAUAUGCAAUUAAAAAUAAAUAUAUUAUUUAUUUUUCCCACAUUGCUGGGUUGGAAUCCUAAUAUAUAUAUAUAUACAUAUAUGUCAUUAGUAAGAGCAUGAUUAUAGGGGUUUCUUAAGAGGGGUUUUAGUGUUAAAGAAGGAUUUAAUUAAAUCAAAACAAAAUAAAAAAGCUGUUACCGAUCCUUAAGGAAGGAUUUUUGAGAUCGAUUAUUAAGAAAGGUUUUACCCCACGUGUCAGCUUCUCAUUGCAAAUGCAUUUAUUUUAUUUUUUUUCUUUUCUCUUUUUCUUUUCUGUUCUUUUGUUUCUCUCGUCGAAAACGAAGGAGGCUGAAGGUGGGAGAAAGAGGUGAAUCAGAAUCCGACGAUUGGAUAGCGUGAGAAGAGAGCAGAACGACGGAGGAGUUUGGAGGAAGCUACAAUGGGAAUCUCAAAGAAAUCGUCAAACGUUUGUACUUCCCUAUCCUCCUCACGUCGUGAACCGCCGCAAAUUGACUUGGCACGGGCGCUUUCUCAGGUGCAGAGUGCGGUGAAGCCGAUUAAGAAGGAUGCGCAGAAGAAUCUUUUGAAGAAUUUGAAUGUGAUGUUGAAGUUGAAGCGGAUGUCUUUGUUGGCUGAGGCACAGAGGGUUAAGGCUAAGAAGGAGAAGCUCACCAAGAAGAGGAAAACUGUCACCAUUAUUCUUAUGUUCAUUGCUCUGCUCAUCAUGUUCUUAUGUUUAAAUUGUUCAUGUUCAUUGAUCUGGUCAUUAUUUUCAGGUGUAGCAUUGGGAGUGGAAGAUGCUGGUACUAGCUCAUUGUGGACAUGUCUUUGUGCAGUGUAAAGAUGUCUAGUUCCAUCUCUUUGUUUGAAGACAGGUGAAGAAGAGUGAAAAAUCAUCAGUCAUCAGUCACAGACUUGUGUAGGUCAAGAAGAGUGUAAAGUCAUCUUCUGUAUAUCAGUCACGGAUUUUUGUUCAGUUCUUGUUCUGUAUUUUAGUAAUCACUUAUCUUGAAACAAGACUCUCUGAUAUCUUUCUCUUCUCAUUCACCGUCUCGGUUUGAUCAGUCUCCACCUCAUAAGCACCAUUAUUGUUGUUGUUAGAACCACCAACACCACCACCACCACCAUGCUGCUUCCUCUUGGACCGAGCACGCCGGUUCUGGAACCAGUUGUAAACGUUUUGCUCAGCGAUCUGGCCGUGUUGUCUAAGCUCUUCGGUUAUGUCUUUGAUCUUUUGUUGUUUGUAAGCAAAGUGUAUUUAGAAACUUGUAUAAAUGAAAAUGUAUUGUCAAGUUCACAAACAUUCAUCUUCCUUCUCAAGUUCACAAACGUUCUUCUUCCUUCUCAGGUCCAUCUCAAACAUUCUUCUUCUUUCUCAAAAAAAUUAUCUCAAGAUCAAACGUUCUUUUUACUUCUCAAAUAAUUAUCUAAACACAACAUCAAACAUUCCAUCUCAAGCUUUAUGAAUAAUUUUCAUCAAACAUUUUUUUUAAGAACCUUUAGUUAAGAAACUCCCAUUGGACCACUCAAAAUGGAAGUUUCUUAAUAAAAGUUCUUAAGUUACAUUUAUUAUUAAAAAAAUCAUUAAAAACCCCAUUAAGGGUUUUAGGGAUAAUCAUGGUCUAACGCUUGAAAAACUGAGUACAAACAUUUUCAUCACCAACAACAAAGACUAGUGGAAUAUGGGUUUCUUGUACAACGAGUGCCUUAAAAACCAAGCGGUCAGUUUCGGCGGCUACGCUCUUGACGGCUGCGGUGAGUUCAUGCCCAAGUCCACCACCAUCCUCACAGACCCUCCGUCCCUUAGUUGCGAUGCAUGUGGCUGCCACCGCAACUUCCACCGCCGUGACCCUUCCAACGUCUUCAUUCACCGUACCAACUCAACGCCGCCUCCACCACCGCUGCAGCCAGUUGCAUCCACGCAGCACUUGCUUCUCUCUCUCAGCGGCUCCGGUUUCUCUGGACCCUCGGAUCAAGACAUGGGUAAAAUCAGUACGGUGGAUAGGAAACGUAAGAGGACAAAAUUCACGGUGAAGCAGAAGGUGAUGAUGAGAGCUUUCGCAGAGAGAGCUGGUUGGAAGAUCAACGGCUGUGAUGAUGAGUACGUAAGAGAGUUUUGUAGGGAAGUGGGAGUAGAGAGAGAAGUUCUGAAGGUUUGGAUUCACAACAAUAAGUACUUUGCCAACGGGAGGAAUAGAAACACAACGUCCUCUAUGUUUCAAAAGUUAUAGAUCUCUUUCAUGUUGAUGAUGCGUUUUGUCUUCUUGAAAAAAUAAAUAUAUAAGACAAAAUAAGGGUAUACCAUCUUAGUUCCUAGAAUAAUUUUCUUUUUAAUUGAUCAUGACACAUGAGAUAGAUUUUGAAGCUUCAGUGCUUAGUAUUUUUUUUUGGAAAAUCUUACAAAAUUUACAUAUAUCCAACAAUUAAGAUAAUUAAAAUUACGAUCUUAUUCGUUUUACUAUGCUUUCUUGGUGAAACAAUGCUGCUAAACAAUUCAUGAAUGGGUGAAUGAUUAACUAUGCUGACCUGCGACCGUUCCUAACGGGAUGGAAGUUAGCAAUACUAAAUAUAAUUGCUUCCUUAGCAUCCAAAACAACCACGCGGAUAUGGUCGGAUGGUAUGGCGCCUCAGAAAAGAGCUAAUCGCUCCGGGUUCAAAACAUACCACUUACAUUAGUUGGCCCGAAUUAUAAAAAAAUUCCAAAAGUAGUAAUUCAAGAAGUGAUCCAUUCUUGAUGAUUCAAUAGAACGAAUCUCCUGAACUUUAAAGGCAAGUAGAGACAUAAACUAAGAAAGAUACGUGGUUUAACAUAAUUAUUGUUCAUCUGGACAACACUUUCAAGCUCUAUUAUUGUUCUCUUAUAUUGCCUUUUUCCAGUUAAGGAUGAAAAUUGGUUAACAGCCGGCUUACAUUUCAUCCAAAUUAAGGAUUAUGCAGAUGUUUUUGAUAAAAUAUAUACUUUUUGUUAAUUAAGCCGUACUUAUUCACGCACAACUUGGAAGCAAUUGAUAGUUUUUAAUAUUCCUUCUCAUCUCCAUGUUGGUGUGAUAUUUAAACAAAUGAUUCAUUGGUGGAGUUGGCGUCACCAAUAUGACGGUUAAAGUUUUGAUUCCGAAUUAUAAAUGAGAUUCUUUUCCUAAAAAAGUAAUUCGAUUGACUGAUUUUUUGGGUUAGAUUUGUUUCGGUGUAUAAUACAUGAUAUGAUCAAAUUUAGACAUUGGCGUUUAUACACAAUAAUGGUACAUGAAUAUGUGCAACCAAUAACCGAAACAUAAGUCUAGACCUAUUUUUCUGUUGUUGCGUUUUUAUACUUUAGGAAUCAUAUUGAUAACUUAGAAUAUAUAUUUAUUUAGAAAAUAACUUAGAAAAUAUUUAUUAUCCUCUUAUUAGUUCAUUUGAUUCUCUCAUGUUUUCUCUUAUCUUUUCUUUUCCAUUGGCUGCUCCUUCCAGGCCACCAUGGAAUCACUGCUCCCCUCCCCGCAUUCAGAAUCAGCCGCUUUCUCUAUUCCAUCCACAUCAUUCCUGUCAUUGAUGCUUUGAUGCCCUCCCCAAUUGUUUGCUGAGAGACAAGAGACUCUCCAUUAUGAGGAAUCAAGUCAACCAGUUGCAAGUUGAUGUUUCCUCAAAAAUCAAUAAUAGGACAAAAUUUUAUUUCUUCUGUUUUUAAAGAUCAAUUUAUAAAAUUUUCACACAUUUUAAAAGUUAAUAUUUGAAACUCAAUAAUAAAUAUAUAAAAAAAAAUCUGAACUAAAGAAUUUUUUUAUCACUCUCAACCAAUAGAAAUUGAAAAUAUAAAUAAUUUUGAUAUAUGAAAUUCAUUACUAUUAAUAUAUAUAUAUAUAUAUAUAUAUAUAUAUAUAUAUUUGUAAAAUCUAAAAUUUUAAUUUUAAGAAACAACAGAAAAAUGUUUAAAAAUUUUCAAAAACAAAAACAGAGGGAGUAUUCAUUAUUUCCAUCUCCCCCCAUACAGAUUUUACGCACCUAGACAAUAUUCAGCUAUAGUCUAUGCCAUAUCAGUCAUCUACGAAAGGGUGCUCGAGACCAAUCUUUUAUAAACUGGCACUAUCAUCUGCCGCUACCAUUUGAUAAAAGUUUUUUUUUUUUGCUAAAAUUUGGUGCGCCAUUUGAUAAAAGUUGGUGGCAUUCUUGUAAGAAUCCCUUAAAGCAACCGUAUUUAAAUUGAAAAAAGAUGUGAAGAUAUGAUCAAAAGGCAAAAAAAAAAAAUCUAAGAGAUAAACAAAAAUAAAAUUCACUCUCACAAAAAUGAAACAAAAUAAAAACCAAAUAUGGUUAAUCAAACGCAAUAUCCAUGACAAUAAACGGAGAAAUAAUACUUCAAAAUCACAAGGAAGAAAAA
Messenger RNA from Brassica rapa (field mustard), 4569 nucleotides. Its product is annotated as zinc-finger homeodomain protein 12. Gene Ontology annotation, molecular function: DNA-binding transcription factor activity; transcription cis-regulatory region binding. Gene Ontology annotation, biological process: regulation of DNA-templated transcription; regulation of developmental process. The record is from RefSeq and is a predicted model, not a curated record. Lineage: Eukaryota; Viridiplantae; Streptophyta; Magnoliopsida; Brassicales; Brassicaceae. Gene Ontology annotation, cellular component: nucleus.